GCCAAUGAUGUCCCUCUAGCGGCGGCAACACUGUGGCAGCAACACCACGAUGCACCUGUAACCCCUAUGAACAUGUCUCACCCUGGCACUGGACGGGUAAACACGGAUGCACAAGUGCCUGUGUUUAUGGAAAGGAUCCUGUUGGCACUGAAUUCCAUCAAGGUGACACAGCAGACCCACUCUGAGUACUUUAGCUUGCUGCUCAGAACAACCGAAGAUGCCCCACUUGAUCCAGAGGGCCUGCCGGACUUGCCUUUUUCUACAGAACAGGACUUUGUGCGCUUCGACAAAGAGCUGGAGGUCGACAAGAGAGCAAGACUUCGUAUGAGACAACACAUGUUAGUUCAAGGAGGUGAUACACCUAAAGAACGGACCACCCGAAUUUUGAGAAGUAUACUAUCUUCAAGUGUCGCAGCCGAGUACAGCUGGUGUGGCGCCAAGGGAAAACGCAAGUUUUCUGAUCUCAACAUCUGCAAGCUCCUGUGUAGCACCCUCACCUACCGUCAAAACUUGGAAGAAGCCAAGGCAACUAAGAAGGACGUAGAAAAAGCAGGCAUGUCGUGGCUCCGUCAUGCUGCUGAGCGGGCAGCGGCAGAAAAAAAGUCCAUGGGAAGGAAGGACGGCACACCAUUUACACUAGGCUAA
Messenger RNA from Ixodes scapularis (black-legged tick), 645 nucleotides. RefSeq lists its product as uncharacterized. The record is from RefSeq and is a predicted model, not a curated record. The coding region runs from base 67 to 645 and encodes 192 amino acids. Lineage: Eukaryota; Metazoa; Arthropoda; Arachnida; Ixodida; Ixodidae. The transcript is spliced from 5 exons.